AUGUCUUUGGAGGGUAGUAUGAGGCAUUAUUUGGAGUCAGUCGGACUGCGAGAGAUUUGCCUUCAAUUGGAGGGUCACGGAUUUAACCAACUUAGUGAUAUCUUGAGUAUGGAUGACGAAGAUCUUGCUGCUGUAAUUCCUGACGACGAAUCAAAGAAGAAGUUUAAGACAACACUCCAUCAAGACGCGAGACUUAUGAAAAUUUGGCUGGACUCUCUGGGCCUUGGUCAGUAUUAUGAGCAGUUCCAGGCCUCUGGAUUGACAAGUUUGGCCCGAUGCUCUGGUCUGAGCCUGCGGUCUCUGGACGGCGUAAAUUUUAACCUCCCAGGACACAAAAAGAGGGUUUUCAGGGAAGCUCAGAGCCUGCUGGGUUACGGAACAGUAAUGGCAGAGGGAGCCUGGGAAGAGCAUGAGCAGUUGAGGGGUGGAAGGUUCGGUAAAUUUCUUUGUCUCACAGCUGACAUUUUUGCCCGUGACACGCAAGAUAAGCGGGAUAACCCGAAUGAAGGCGCUGCUGCUGUCCCACACCGGAGGGUGAAGUUUAUGGUGGAUUCUGGAAGUGACAUUGUCACACUAGAUGAUGACAUCAUCAAGGAAUUGCAGCUGCCUGUUAAGGGUUGUGCAAAGCAGGAAGUACCAGGAGGACAGAUACAGGAAAAGCCUUUAUACAGCGCCUGUCUUGGAAUUGGCGGGAAAAUGCUGAACGUCGAGGUACUUCCAGACAAUGUUAGCACUUUGGGAACUCCAGUGCUCUGGGAAUUCCGUCAUCGCAUCGAUGGAGAAAAACAUUUGUGGCUCUCCAAAGCUGACGAGUUUGGCAUCAAAUCAUAAAGGGUUCAGCACUCUUGUCAUUUAGCUUUCCAUCUCUUUAUAUUCUUAGGCUUUGAAAAAGUUUUUUUUUACCUUACAUCUGUUAUUAAACAGUCUAGCAUGCUUCCAAAAUAUAGUUGUAUGACUAUAAAUGAGGCUCAUGGAACGUGAAUUCCUGCGAUGUUUUAAAACUGACAUAGCUGUAGUAUAGUACUUAUUAUUUACUGUUGUCAGUGUCUUUCAUA
Messenger RNA from Pocillopora verrucosa, 1055 nucleotides. Its product is annotated as ankyrin repeat and SAM domain-containing protein 1A-like. The record is from RefSeq and is a predicted model, not a curated record. Gene Ontology annotation, biological process: proteolysis. NCBI's taxonomy places the organism in Eukaryota, Metazoa, Cnidaria, Anthozoa, Scleractinia, Pocilloporidae. Gene Ontology annotation, molecular function: protein binding; aspartic-type endopeptidase activity.